ACUGGGAUAUCGACACGCGAUAAUAUGACACAGGCUACCUGGAAUACGAAACCACUCUAUCUGCCGGAGUGCGACACUCACCAACGCAAUUAACAGCCUGACCAUGUGUGCUCUGCGGGUUACACAAACCUGCCAGGAUACACUGACUGAAUAAUUGCUUCAGAUUGGCGUCUUCCAAAUAUGGAAAAUGAGGAUCUGACGCAAUAUAUAACAUAUAGCCUAAUGGAGAACAGAUACGUCCACCUGCGUCGCUCACAUCCACCUGCCUGUCACCGAGAAUGAAAUGAGGUUCCACUCCCUGAGGUUCAAAUGUCUGCUGGCUUUCCUGUGUUUCGUUUCGUUCACUUGGAUUAAAUCGGUUCCCCGCGAUGGAGUGUCUCCAGGUUCAUCAAAGCUGCCAGAUGUCCAGAUCCUGUACGAGCGUAGUUGGUGGCUGAGGAGUUGGGAGGACAGGUCAGCAGGAAUGUCAGCAGCCUCCUAGAUCAGCUGAGGAACAUGUCUAAAGGUUCCAACGGCACCCAUCCCACAUCCACCACCACCACCACAACCAUCUUCACAGAAACAAAAACAGUAAUGCAGCUGACCGGUCAUCCUGGUCGACAGGUGUUCCUCCAACCCAACAUUUACCACUACAUGCCUCACCUCAGACAACAUCCAGACAGCCUUAUACCCAACCUAAUCCUGGGUCAGGGACGCCGUGGAGUGUCCAUAGUGCUGGGUAUUCCUACAGUGAAACGUGAUAAGCAGAACUACCUGGUCAGCACACUCAACUCUCUGCUCUACAGCCUGAAUUACUUUCAACGCCAAGAUCUCCUCAUCAUUGUCUUUGUUGCUGAGGUGGACUCAACAUUUGUGAGCAGCAUAGCAGAGACCAUCAGGAAAAAUUUUCCCAAGGAUGUGCAGUCAGGAUUACUGGAGGUAAUCUCUCCUUCACCACAUUACUACCCUGACUUCACCGCCCUAACAGAGACCUUUGGAGACUCCAAGGACAGAGUCAAGUGGCGAACAAAGCAGAAUCUGGACUUCAGCUUCCUCAUGCAAUAUGCUCAGGACAGAGGAACGUAUUAUGUUCAGUUAGAAGAUGAUGUUGUUGCAAAGGCUGGCUACUUCAAUGACUUGAAAAACUUUGCCGCCCAGGAAGCUUCAAAGCCAUGGCUCUACCUGGAGUUCUCCCAUCUUGGAUUUAUAGGGAAGAUGUUCCGAACUCGUGACCUCCCGACGGUCGCUGAGUUUUUCCUGAUGUUCCAUAGAGACAAACCUAUCGACUGGCUUUUGGAUCACAUUCUGUGGGUGAAGGUUUGCAGCCCAGAGAAAGAUGCGAAAGACUGCAAUGAAAAGAAGGCACUGCUCAAGCAGAGGUACACGCCCUCACUCUUCCAACAUGUAGGCCUGCAUUCCUCUCUGCCUGGGAAACUGCAGCAUCUGAAGGAUAAGGACUUUGGGAAGCAGACUCUGUACCAGGCCCAUAACAACCCAGCUGCAGAGCUGAGCAGCAGCCUAAAACAUUACCAGCAGCACAGUCUGCACAGAGCUUAUAGAGGAGAGGACUUCUUCUGGGCAUUAACACCCAUACAGGGUGAUUACAUUCUCCUCAACUUCUCCCAGCCAAUCCACAUAUCUGGGUACCUGUUUCGCAGUGGAAACAUUGAGACAAGUGGAGAUAAAUUCCACAACACCACAGUGGAAGUGCUGCCCAGUAACGCAUCAACAAGAGACAAACAAGUCAUUGGCUCAUCUACUCUCCACAAAGGGUCUGAUAAGGCCUUCAUCAUUAUUGGUGCGUUUGAGAAUGGAGUCUCUGAGGGGGAGAUUGAGGAAGCGCUGCAGCCGAUCUCAGCACUACGCCUGGUGGUUCAUUCUGACUCCGACGUCUGGGCUCUUCUGAGUGAGAUAUUCAUUAAAGUUUGACCACCACAGAAAAGAGGAAGCAUCGCACACACGCUGCCAUCCAGUCCUAUGCUUCGCCUGAACAAACCUGUCCCCUGCUGGACUAAGACUUUCACUACAAGUGCCUUCAGGCUGUUUUUACAAUGAAAACCUGAAGUGCCUUCAACAACUGUGCUCUGUGGGGAAGGAGGACCCAUGUUUAGUGUUUUUUCUAAGCCACACUGAGGACACUUACUUUCACUUUCAAACAUGUAUUGUUUUAAAAUGUGGAAGUAAAAAACACUUCCCAUGUGAACUGACCAUAUUGGCCACGUUGCUGGCAUGAGAACAGCUCCACUCAUUGAAGAGUUCAUAGUUAAAAUAGCAAAGCUACUGAAUAAUUUGUUACACUGAUGUAUUUUGUUUUGUAAAAAUAAAAAAUAAAAUAUAAAAUAUAUCUUA
This is a messenger RNA of Scophthalmus maximus (turbot), 2328 nucleotides long. RefSeq names its product alpha-1,3-mannosyl-glycoprotein 4-beta-N-acetylglucosaminyltransferase B. Lineage: Eukaryota; Metazoa; Chordata; Actinopteri; Pleuronectiformes; Scophthalmidae. The record is from RefSeq and is a predicted model, not a curated record. Gene Ontology annotation, biological process: protein N-linked glycosylation. The transcript is spliced from 16 exons. Gene Ontology annotation, molecular function: acetylglucosaminyltransferase activity. Bases 496 to 1908 code for a protein of 470 amino acids. Gene Ontology annotation, cellular component: endoplasmic reticulum; endoplasmic reticulum-Golgi intermediate compartment; Golgi stack.